AUGGGGUCCCGCCAACAUCUAAACCAGAACGAAAUAGCUUCAAUGUUAGAAAAUGAUGACGAUUAUUCUCCGCUGGAUUCGGACUCCGAGCAAGAAGAUUGUUUAGUUGAAGAUGAUGUCAGGAGUGAUAACGAAGACGCAAUGGUCGACUUCAUUGAGGAUACAAGCCCUACAAGCAGACAAGACGACCCCGAAAACCAUGUUGCUUCUCUGGAAUCGACUAAUCUUGAGGUAACUUCAUCUACUUCACAUAGAAUUAUUACAUUGCCUCAGCGGUCAAUACGUGGCAAAAAUAACCAUGUAUGGUCAACUACAAAGGGACGUACGACGGGAAGGACUUCUGCUAUCAAUAUUAUACGUACAAAUAGAGGACCAACGCGAAUGUGUCGUAAUGUUUUUGACCCUUUGCUCUGUUUUCAACUUUUUAUAACGGACGAGAUAGUUGAUGAAAUAGUCAAGUGGACAAACGUGGAGAUGAUAAUAAAACGACAAAAUUUGAAAGAAAUUUCGGCAAGCUACAGGGAUACAAAUGCAAUGGAGGUCUGGUCGUUAAUUGGAAUACUCACUCUGACGGCUGUUAUGAAAGAUAACCACCUCUCAACUGAUGAGUUGUUUGACGCUUCAUUCUCUGGCACCCGGUAUGUAUCGGUAAUGAGCCGAGAGAGAUUCGAAUUUCUUCUUAGAUGUUUGAGAAUGGACGAUAAAUCACUGCGGCCAACUCUUCGUAGCGAUGAUGCUUUUGUACCGGUGAGAAACAUUUGGGAGAUUUUUAUCAAUCAAUGCAGAUUGAACUACGUACCUGGCAGUAACUUGACUGUAGAUGAGCAAUUGUUAGGUUUCCGAGGCCGUUGUCCAUUCCGCAUGUACAUACCCAAUAAACCCGAUAAAUAUGGGAUAAAAUUCCCCAUGAUGUGUGACGCUUCAACAAAGUACAUGAUAGAUGCCAUACCUUACCUUGGUAAAAGUACGAAAACAAAUGGUCUACCAUUAGGCGAGUUUUACGUCAAAGAGUUGACUAAAACAGUACACGGAACAAACAGAAAUGUUACAUGCGACAACUGGUUUACGUCGGUCCCAUUAGCUAAAAACUUGCUCCAGACUCCAUACAACCUAACAAUAGUAGGAACCAUCAGGUCAAAUAAAAGAGAAAUACCCGAAGAGAUAAAAAACACUCGUUCACGGCCGAUACGUCUAAUCUUAAAAAAGUUUAAAGGCUAUAACGAGGAAUCACUCACUACUGGCCAGUGA
Arctia plantaginis is the source of this 1248-nucleotide messenger RNA. Lineage: Eukaryota; Metazoa; Arthropoda; Insecta; Lepidoptera; Erebidae. The record is from the annotation of a GenBank genome assembly.